Physcomitrium patens is the source of this 3306-nucleotide messenger RNA. RefSeq lists its product as uncharacterized. NCBI's taxonomy places the organism in Eukaryota, Viridiplantae, Streptophyta, Bryopsida, Funariales, Funariaceae. Gene Ontology annotation, molecular function: DNA binding. The record is from RefSeq and is a predicted model, not a curated record.
GCUGAUGAUGAUGGUGGUGCUGUUGUUGGUGCGAAGCACUGCUGAUUUGUAAGGCACGCUUCAGCGCUGCUGGCCCUGGUACUGGCCCCUUCGAGGCCAUGGGACAGGGGCCAUCGCAAGGAAUCGCAACUGCGAGACUCAGUACUUUGGGUCCGAAUUUUUAUUCCGCUGCUUGGUGUUGUGGGUGGUUGGGUCUUUCGGGUGGAGUGAAACGAGAUUGCUGUUUGGUUAGGUGGCUGCUCGAGGGGAAAAGUGUACGCAUCACGUACGAGCGUUGCAAUCAUGCGGCAAGAUUCUGUCCAGUUCCGAUUGCGAAGGCAUUAUUUCGUCCGCAAACGAGGAUCCUGGGCUUCUUUGCACAGUGCUUCAGAUUUCGGAUGGCUGGUGGAUGCCUCGCGAUGCAGGCUGAAUGAUAGAGAGUGCUGAGUGAUUGCUGAAAUUAAGUGCUGGGAAUUCUAGUAAGUAUUUGUCAAAAUCAUGAUGCUCGAGUGUUAUUAGCUACGCCCUUUCUGCUCUUGGGCAUGGAGCCCUUGAGACGUGCCCUUCAGCCUUCGAUACAUGUUGGGUGUUCUUUUCUACCUUGCAGCCAUAUCUGGAGUUUUUGGUUUAAACCUGAAACUUUCUUCCUUUUGAUUCCUUAGGAGGUUGCGAGAAGAAGUAUUUUCUUUUAUUUGUGGAGGGGUAUGAGAUCUUCAAAGAAGACUCAGGGAGUGUAAAGUCUUUCGUGGUAUCUUUUUUCAAAAUACAUUGUUUCGAUGUUUCGUACUGUAGUCAUCAAUAACAUGCUGAAUCCAUAUCAGUGAUAGGCCAGCCCUGCUCUGGAAAGUUUUUAGAAGGGUAUUUUAAUUUCUGAUCGAGUGUGCCGGAGAAUGUACGCUUCACAAUGCUCAUUUAUCGUUAGAGUUACUUAGAAGACCUAAUUGUGAGAAGGUUUUGAGAGUGCAUUGGCGCUAUGGCAGCAGCGGGCAUUACAUCGCCAGCCCGUAUCAAGCUGAAGGAUUUGGUCGCAGUUGAUGGGCUCCCAUCGGAGAGUUACAAGAUCGCUGUGGCAAGUUUGUCCCAGUCUCUUAGGAACUACAAUGUGGCUAUAAUCCAAGUCCCUCAGUCUGACGACGUGCUUCUACGAUGUGUACUGGACUCAGUUCGGAUGUUCUUCCACUUGAAGCCAAUGGUUAGUGCAGAUACCGUUCACGCUGAAGACCCUCACAACUGGAAUUGCACAGUUGGCUAUCAUGCAGAACCGCAGCAUUCUCGGGAGGUGUUUGAUUUUCGACCUGGAAGGAUGAAUGUGGAGGGGGCUGGAGUGACUGAGCUGCCACCUACGGGCUUGCCUAACUUGUUUGCUUUGUUGGGCAAUGCGACCCGUGUGUGCUUGGAUGCUAUCGCUUGCUCGCUGGAGCUGCGGAGCUUUUCGUUUACGGAUCUAUUAGAUAAUGUGCCACUGAAGUCAGGCGAAAUGUCAACCUCAGUAUUAUCAAGCUGCUGUCACAAUAGGCCUGGAGCUCACCACUCAGCUAAUUUACUGCCCAGCGAGCAAGGGGCGCUUUCAAUGUACGAAGAGGAUGCAGAUAGAGGUCUGUUGACAUUAAUGAAAUCCGAUAGGCCAGGGCUUCAGAUAAGAGACCUACAGGGUCGGUGGUUUGUUGUGGAUGCAGACCUGGGUCCCCAAGACAUGGUUUUGUAUAUUGGAACGUCACUGUAUCAAGCUACCGCAGGGCACCUGGGCCCGUCAAUGUAUCGAACAGACAACAGUGUAGAUUUGAGUCAGGCACAAUGUUCUGCACACGUUGGCCGUUGCACAGUUAGUUUCAAGCUGAUGCCUCGUGCGACUGCCAUCCUACAUUGCUCAGCGAUGACUGCUGCAGGGCAUCCUGUAGGAAGUCCUUUCCAGCAUCCUGUGGCUGUCCAUGACUUUAUGCAGCGAGCUAAUCUCAUGGAUCAGCUUUUGGCUCGACCUGGCGUUCCAACGUUUUCUUUUCCAGCUCCUGUCGAAGUUUUUGUUCCUGCUACAGCUCAACUGAAAGCAGCAAUGAAGCGGAAGAAACAGGUGUCUCGAGGGAAGCCACUUGCUCCAUCAAAGCGUUUGCGGCUGGAAGCCCAGCGUGUAUUGAAGGAACGAGUUCAAGAGAUUGCAGACGCAAAGGGCCUGAAGAUUCGUUAUUGUAACUUGAAGGAGUGCGAGGAACAACACCUGAAUGCAGUCGAAAGCCCGUGUGGACGUCUGCGAGAGGCGAUAAAUUGGCCCGUGGGUGUUCCAUUUGUUCAUCCUCACGACCUCCCUAAUAGAGCAAAACAGGCUUUCUUGGAAGCAUAUGAACCUGGGUGGUCAGCCAACCAGGAUGGUGAGCUAGGAAUGGAAGACGCAGUCCAAGACCAGCAUGGUCAGAUGCUUUCUUUGACCGGAGCAGCGCAUGCUGGAGGUGAGGAGCAGCGGUAUCCUGUGAAGGUGGCAGCGAUGGAGGACCAACGGUUCGCUGUGAAGACGGUGUUUGAUUAUUUGCGUGCCAAAGGGAAACCCGUUCCGACAGGAAAGCCCCAGGUAGUUGGACACAAAGUGGACAUCAGUAGGUUGGCAAAAGCGGCCUUUGAAGCUGGAGGGCGAUCCCAGUUCGAUGCAGAGGGUGGGUUUCAGCGAUUCAUUGGGGUACACUUCCAGCUAGAAACUGCGCCUGAUCGGGACAAGGAGAGAGCCCUGGAGCGGUUGAAAAAAUUGUACGAUCAAGUUUUGUUUGAUUAUGUUGAAGACUUGGUUGCCCCAACACAUUGCAACAACCAAAUUAGAUGAUCCAAAAUGAUAACGGUGGCGAUUAUCAUCUUUUGUCACGAUUUUGUCCUUGAAACACAUGAUUUCACAGUACACCAAUUGUCGGGACUGGUAUCGGAGGAUGUACCUCAAGCUUACCUUGCCGUUGAGAAAACCCUCUUAUAUAUGAUCCGAGCAAUGUACAGACUUACUUAGGUGAAGCUUAUUCCCAUGCCAUUGAUUUUAGUGCGAUGUUGGCGCUGCGUCUAGUUAGCAAAUUGUUACGAAUAUCUGUACAGCGAGGCUUUCUGAUUAGGCGAAGUCGAAAGGUGAUGCUUAUCUGCGACAAUCUGAAGCUCAAAUCUCCAAAUUAGCAAACCUACUUUUUCUCUGUUUUCGUUUUUCUUUCUCUAUUGAUAGUUUUAAAAAGCACUUCUAACGGAAGAUACGAUGGUUCUUGUGAUUAUGCUUAGGAUCAGACCAUUGGUUCAGUUGAAUCUGUAAAAUGCGUUUAUUCCUUGAAAUCGGAACAUGCUGAGGUGUACCUUAUGUUUACGGCUUAA